Schizosaccharomyces japonicus yFS275 is the source of this 454-nucleotide messenger RNA. RefSeq names its product 60S ribosomal protein L36. Gene Ontology annotation, biological process: translation. Gene Ontology annotation, molecular function: structural constituent of ribosome. The record is from RefSeq and is a predicted model, not a curated record. Bases 36 to 335 code for a protein of 99 amino acids. NCBI's taxonomy places the organism in Eukaryota, Fungi, Ascomycota, Schizosaccharomycetes, Schizosaccharomycetales, Schizosaccharomycetaceae. The transcript has 2 exons. Gene Ontology annotation, cellular component: ribosome; ribonucleoprotein complex; cytoplasm.
CGACACCCAACCACUUACACAAACCAAACUUCGACAUGGCACCUGGAUUGAUUGUUGGUUUGAACAAGGGCAAGUCUUUGACCAAGCGUCAGCUUCCUGAGCGCCCUUCCCGUCGUAAGGGUCGUCAAGCUAAGCGCACCACUUUCGUCCGCUCUAUCGUUCGUGAGGUCGCUGGUUUCGCUCCCUACGAGCGUCGUUUGAUGGAGUUGAUCCGUAACUCCCAAGACAAGCGUGCUCGUAAGCUCGCCAAGAAGAGACUCGGUACUUUGGGUCGUGCCAAGGCCAAGAUCGAGGAGCUUUCCUCCGUCAUCCAAAGCUCUCGUUUGGCUCACUAGAUCCUCCAAUGUAUGCCGUUCGAGUGAAAUUCUAUGUUGUGGGGGUGUUAUGUGGGAUUCGUAAUUUUGUGUGAGAUAUGUGUCAUUGUGUUGUGGGGGUUAUGAUGCAGCGCUUAUGU